CACGAUCGACGCGUUACGACUCUCAUUCUCCGUCUUUCGCUACCUCCAUCAUGUCCGUCGUCGGCAUAGACUUCGGUUCGCUGCACAGCAAAAUCGGUGUCGCGCGACACCGCGGAAUCGAUAUCAUUGUCAAUGAAGUCUCAAAUCGCGCCACGCCAUCACUCGUUUCUUUUGGUCCGAAGCAGCGCGCAAUUGGGGAGGCUGCAAAAACGCUAGAGACCUCCAACUUCCGCAAUACCGUCGGUGGCCUGAAGCGGCUCAUCGGCCGUACAUUCAGCGAUCCUGAAGUCCAUGAAGUGGAGAAGAAGUUCCACAAUGCUACACUCUUAGAUGUGAACGGCAGCGUUGGCGUCCAGGUGACCUACGCGGGCGAGCAACGGCAAUUCUCCGUCACGCAGCUCACUGCCAUGUACCUGGGCAAGCUGCGCGACAUCGCUGCAAAUGAGCUCAAGACUGGCGUUUCCGACGUCGUCAUCACCGUCCCUGGGUGGUUCACUGAUGUCCAGCGACGUGCGACGCUUGACGCAGCGCAGAUUGCUGGACUCAACUGUCUUCGUCUCAUCAACGACACGACCGCCGUCGCCUUCGGCUACGGUAUCACGAAAUCUGACCUGCCCGAGCUAGACAACCCCCGUCAUGUCGUGUUCGUCGACGUCGGCCACUCCUCCACCUCUUGCGCCGUCGUCGCGUUCUCCAAGGGCCGGCUCGACGUUAAGGCCACUGCGUACGACCGCCAUGCGGGCGGCCGCGACAUCGACUACGCCCUCGUUCGGCACUUCGCCACGGAGUUCAAAGAGAAGUACAAGAUCGACGUAUUGUCGAGCCCGAAAGCGAUGUUCCGCCUCGCCGCAGGCUGCGACAAGGUGAAGAAGGUGCUCUCUGCGAACGCGGAGGCGCCGUUGAACGUGGAGUCGAUCAUGAACGAUAUCGACGCGUCGUCCCGCCUGACGCGCGAGGAAUACGAGGGGCUCAUCGAGGGCGUGCUGAACCGCAUCCCCGCGCCCAUCCAAGAGGCACUCACGGCAUCGGGCCUCACGCUGGAGCAGAUCGAUGCGAUCGAGCUCGUCGGCGGGGGCACGCGCAUUCCGGCGGUCCGGGCGAAGAUCCAGUCGGUGUUUGAGGGCAAGGUGUUGAUGACGACGCUGAACCAGGACGAGGCCGCGGCGCGGGGUGCGACGUUCGCGUGCGCGAUGCUCUCGCCGAUCUUCCGCGUGCGGGACUUCUCGAUGCACGACAUCUCGUCGUACGGGGUCAAGUUCCAGUGGGAGCGCCAGCCGGAUGAGACCGACGAGGACAAUGAGCUGCUCGUGUUCCCGAAGGGCAACGGGCUCCCGUCGACGAAGGCGCUCACUUUCUACCGCAAGCAGCCGUUCGAGAUCGAGGUCGCGUACGCGGACCCGUCGGUCCUUCCUGGCGGGAUCAACCCCUGGAUCGCGAAGUUCACGGCGAAGGACGUCGGCCCGAACGAGAAUGGCGACCACUCGACUGUGCGCGUGCGUACGCGCCUGAACCAGCACGGCGUCGUCACCUUCGAACAGGUCUACAUCGAGGUCGUCGAGGAGGUCGACGAGCCAAUGCAGGUGGAUGGUGAGGGGGCGGAGCAGCCCAAGAAGAAGAAGAACACCAGGAAAGUAGACGUCCCCUUCGUUUGGGGCUCGACCUCCUUGGACCCUUCUAUCCUCGAGAAGCUCAAGGAGCAGGAAGCCGAGAUGCACGCUGCCGACAAGCUUGUCCUGGACACCGAGGACCGCAAAAACGCUCUUGAGGAGUACGUCUACGACAUGCGCGGUCGCCUGGACGAGCGCUAUGCUGUCUACGUCAAGGCGCACGAGAAGGAGACUCUCCUCAAGGCUCUCCAGGAAGCCGAGGACUGGCUCUACAGCGAGGAGGGCGAGGACGCGACCAAGUCCGCGUACGUCGAGCGGCUCGACGUGCUCAAGAAGCUCGGCGACCCGAUCACGAACCGCUACAAGGAGACAGAGCAACGGUCGGCGGUGAUAAGCCAGCUGCGGGAGACGAUCAACCGCUACAUGUCCGAGGCGACGUCGACGGACGAGAAGUACUCGCACAUCGACGACAAGGACAAGCAGGCGGUCGUCGAGAGGUGCGCGACGAUCCAACAGUGGCUCGAGGACCAAAUCGCGCGCCAGUCUGAGCGCCCGAAGGACGUCGACCCGGUCCUCACCGCCGCGGACGUGCUCAAGAAGAAGGACGACAUCAUCUACUUCUCGACGCCUAUCCUGACGAAGCCCAAGCCCAAGCCUCCAAAGGUGGAGACGCCGGGCACGCAGACACCGAAGAGCGGCACAGAGACCCCCAAUGCCCAGCAGCCGCCUCAGCAGGAGGGCGAGGCCCCUAAGGAGCCUCAGGGACCUUCUGAGAUGGACGUCGACUAGAAAUUUCGCUUUUAUGAAUCAACGAGUUCAUGUAGGUUGGGGGACGUGCGCAGUAUCAUAGCCAAUAAUAUGUUGAUGUAGACAUAGUACAAUAUUCGCAGUUUUCAGUACUGCUGAAUCCCAUUGCUCUCAUCUGA
This is a messenger RNA of Fomitopsis serialis, 2533 nucleotides long. Its product is annotated as heat shock protein 70 family. Lineage: Eukaryota; Fungi; Basidiomycota; Agaricomycetes; Polyporales; Fomitopsidaceae. Gene Ontology annotation, biological process: protein folding. Gene Ontology annotation, molecular function: ATP binding; ATP-dependent protein folding chaperone. The record is from RefSeq and is a predicted model, not a curated record. Gene Ontology annotation, cellular component: nucleus; cytosol. Bases 51 to 2396 code for a protein of 781 amino acids. The transcript has 5 exons.